AAGAGCCUGAAGUAAGAAGAGGGCGGUGCCGUCCUCCGUGUCCUGGUCCCACACCCGAGAAAGGGGAUGUGGGCAGGCCUACGUCUGUCCUUCUCGCUGCACUUGGGAGCUCCCGAUCGGGGACAGUGAUGCUGAGGUCUCACGUCCAGAGCGCGGCCUCCUCCAUCGGGCCUCCAAGGUCACUCUUUCUCAGUGACUGUUACUGAGCACUGCAGCCACCACUUCUAAAACACUACUGUCACCUGCCCUGGGCAGUGUCUUCUAGUCAUCUCAGCUGCAGCUGGCACCAAGACCUUCCUCACACCCCAAAACAAGGCAUCAAAACCCAGCUGAGAAUGUGUGUGUAAGAUGCAAGCUGGACGUAGUAGAAGACUCUGCGCCCCGCCCCGCGUCCUUGGACCAUGAAGGUCCUGGAUGAGAGUCUCUUCUGGAUGCUGCUUCCUUUCUUCCACUUGAUAGCCAGCGCCGCCGAGCACGAGGAGGUAGCCAAGCAUGCCAUCAAGUUACACCGAGGGAAGGGCGCCGCCACCACCCAGAGGAGGCAGUGGGUCCUAGACAGCUGCAGGAGGCUUACCGGGCUCCUGCGGCAGAAGAACGUCGUCCUGAACAAACUGAAGAACGCCAUCCGGGCGGUGGAGAAGGACGCUAGCCUGUCGGGGGAAGAGAAGCUCUUCCAGGUGCACACAUUCGAAAUUUUCCAGAAAGAACUGAAUGAAAGUGAAAAUUCCGUCUUCCAGGCCAUCUAUGGAUUGCAGAGAGCCCUGCAGGGGGAUUACAGAGAUGUGGUCAACAUGAAAGAAAGCAGCAAGCAACGUCUGGAGGCUCUGAGGGAGGCUGCCAUUAAGGAAGAGACAGAAUAUGUGGAACUUCUUGCUGCAGAGAAACACCAAGUGGAGGCCCUUAAAAACAUGCAGCAUCAAAACAAGAGUCUAUCCAUGCUUGACGAGAUCCUUGAAGACGUGAGGAGAGCUGCGGACCGUCUGGAGGAGGAGAUAGAGGAGCAUGCCUUUGACGACAAUAAAUCAGUCAAAGGAGUCAACUUUGAGGCAGUUUUGAGAGUGGAGGAAGAGGAGGCCAGUUCCAAGCAGAACAUCACAAAGCGGGAAGUGGAGGACGGCCUGGGCCUCAGCAUGCUCAUCGACUCCCAGAAUAACCAGUAUAUUCUGACAAAGCCCCGAGACUCGACUAUCCCACGCGCAGACCGCCACUUCAUAAAGGACAUCGUGACCAUAGGAAUGCUCUCCUUACCUUGUGGCUGGCUAUGUACAACAAUAGGAUUACCUACGAUGUUUGGGUAUAUAAUUUGUGGUGUGCUUCUGGGGCCUUCAGGACUGAACAGUAUUAAGUCCAUUGUGCAGGUGGAGACGCUGGGAGAAUUUGGGGUCUUCUUCACCCUGUUUCUUGUUGGCCUGGAGUUUUCUCCAGAGAAGCUGAGAAAGGUGUGGAGGAUAUCUUUACAAGGACCUUGCUAUAUGACACUACUGAUGAUUGCCUUUGGCUUGUGGUGGGGACACCUCCUGCGGAUCAGACCCACUCAGAGUGUCUUCAUUUCCACCUGUUUGUCCUUAUCCAGUACACCCCUGGUGUCCAGGUUCCUCAUGGGCAGUGCCCGGAAUGAUAAAGAAGCAGGUGACAUCGACUACAGCACAGUGCUGCUUGGCAUGCUGGUGAUGCAGGAUGUGCAGCUGGGGCUGUUCAUUGCCGUCAUGCCAACGCUCAUCCAGGCAGGAGCAAGCACAUCUUCCAGCAUUGUCAUGGAAGUACUGAGGAUCCUGUUUCUGAUUGGACAAAUUCUCUUCUCGCUAGCUGCUGUUUUUCUUCUGUGUCUGAUCAUAAAGACUUAUCUCAUAGGACCGUAUCACCGAAAGCUGCGUGUGGAGAGCAAAGGCAGCAAAGAAAUCCUCAUCCUGGGAGUAUCCGCUUUCAUCUUCCUGAUGUUGACGGUCACAGAGCUGCUGGACGUCUCUAUGGAGCUUGGCUGCUUCCUGGCUGGAGCACUGGUCUCUUCACAAGGGCACGUGGUCACAGAGGAGAUCAUGGCUUACAUCGAGCCUAUCCGGGACUUCCUGGCCAUCAUCUUCUUCGCAUCCAUAGUUUGUAUUGGCAGUGUUGGUCUUGUCUCUCAUCUUGCCAAGGAGCAGCCAGUACAUCAAGUGGAUUGUCUCAGCGGGACUGGCCCAGGUCAGCGAGUUCUCCUUUGUUCUGGGGAGUCGAGCACGCAGAGCGGGCAUCAUCUCGAGAGAGGUGUACCUCCUCAUUCUAAGUGUGACCACACUGAGCCUCUUACUUGCUCCAGUGCUGUGGAAAGCGGCUAUUACAAAGUGUGUGCCAAGACCAGAGAGGAGGUCAAGUCUCUGACAGCACCAGAUGCCGAUGGACCGUGGGCUGGGGGUCGGGAGUUUGGAGUCCUGAGAUGGUCUGUUGCUGCACUGUCCGUCCUGCUGGCCUGCCAUCAGAGACAGAGCAGCACCCACAAAGAGGCAGCGUCAUGUUUGCUUGCAUUUUCAAAAACUCUCCUGUCGUGUUUUUCCGGAGUAAUUUAUUUGCAGUCAGUUGAUUAUGUACAGAGUUUUGACACUGCAUUUUACAGCCACCUGAGCUAUUUUGCCUGGAUGUGCCUUUUCUUAAUGAAGAUUAUUAACUUCCUAUUGUUAAUUCAUCAGCCCAUGAGUUUUUGGUAAAGAAGAAAAAUUAGGAAGUCUUUUUAUUUAUUGCACAAUUACAAUCUGUUGGUCAAAUAUUUGUCAUUAAACAUAAUGGUGAUAUGAGAUUUUAAUUUUAUUUUUGAGCUUGGAAGCUUACUUUUGGUCUUUAAAGACUUACUGUUCUCUUGCCUCUUGUAACUAUUUUAAAUAAAACAGUUUCAUGUUGA
This is a messenger RNA of Mesocricetus auratus (golden hamster), 2872 nucleotides long. RefSeq names its product transmembrane and coiled-coil domains 3 (gene Slc9d1). The transcript is spliced from 13 exons. Gene Ontology annotation, molecular function: potassium:proton antiporter activity. Gene Ontology annotation, cellular component: membrane. Lineage: Eukaryota; Metazoa; Chordata; Mammalia; Rodentia; Cricetidae. The record is from RefSeq and is a predicted model, not a curated record. Bases 402 to 2681 code for a protein of 759 amino acids. Gene Ontology annotation, biological process: proton transmembrane transport; potassium ion transmembrane transport.